GGGCAUUCACUUGGCCACGAAGUCCAAGCAUCCAUUCUUCGGACGGAGGUCGGAGGUGGCACCGACGGGACAUUCGACAUCUUCGCCGACGAAGGAAGCAAAAGUGGCUAGAUAACGAUGGCGCUGCGGACAUACACGCAGCUGCAGCACAGUUCUCCUAAGCUUGUACCAGCUCGCAUCCUCCCAUGGGAUGCUGGACAAUGUUCAACUCAACACACCGUGCGCACACUCGUCGAGAUGUGUGUGCAAGCAUUGGUUGUCGCAGAUGGAUCUCCCCUGCGCAAAGUCGACGCGCUCUUCCCGUACGUGUCUUCGUUAGAGGCAUACUACGUCCUGGACUCAUGCUCCUCGUUGCACGGCGUAGACGGCUCCCCGAAGAACUCGCUCAAUCGUUGCUGGCGGCCUUGGUUGCCCACGGGAAGGUCACUGACGAUCGUUUGUCGGCGUUCCUGUCCAUCUCGCGUCGAGUGAUUCGUCUCGGUGGGUGUGGCGGCAUUCGCAAGUCGGUGCUUCGACAGAUUCCGUUCCGGUGUCCACAUCUCGCAUACCUGGACCUGUCGAACUGCAUCCAAGUGAGCAACACUGUUGUGCGCGAUAUCUUGCAAGGAUGCACGACGCUGCAGCAACUUCGGCUCGACAACUGCCGCCACAUCACGGACGCGGCGUUCCAGCCGGACCAGUCCUUGUUUUACCCGCUUCGGGCGUGUCUGUCGCUCAGGGUGCUGAGCCUGGCGGGAUGCUCGCAACUCACGCACUGCCUCAUCCUGUACCUGCUCAAAGCGUACCGGUCGUUGGACGAGCUCAACUUUUCUCGUUGCAAGCGCAUCACGAGCGAGUCGGUUCGACUUGUUCUGACGUCGGCCAUGCACUUGCGCCUCCGCGUGCUCAACGUGUCAUUCACAGACAUCACGGACGACGCGUUUCUGGCCGUGAUGUCGCUGUCCCAGUUGCAAGAAGUCGACCUGGGACAAUGCAAAAUCACGGAUGCCGCGCUUUUCUCGCUGGCUCGGCACUGCUCGAGCUUGGAAGUAGUGCGGCUGCGUUGGUGCAGCCAAGUGACGGACGCGGGCAUCAUGCGCCUUGCAUCGUCGUGUCUUCAGCUUCGAGCGCUCGACUUGAACAACUGCGGCCUCGUCACGGAUCUGUCGCUCGCGGCGUUGCGAGCAUGUCCUCGACUGGAACGGCUCAACGUGGCGUGGUGUGUCAACAUUACGGACUCGGGCGUUGCCGAUCUGGCCCGCGGAUGCCGUGCGCUCCAAGAAGCGACUUUCACCUAUUGCACCCAACUCACGGACGCGGCCCUCGGCAGCCUCGUACAGAGCUGUCCGCGUUUGAAAUGCCUCCACUUGACAGGUUGCACUGGAAUCACGGCCGCCGCUAUCGCCGCCAUGCCGUUCCAAGCGGUCACGUCCAUGGGCCAGGCGUAGUAGUCGACGGCGCCACAUUCCAGCAAGAUCAAUGCAACCCCCGUCUUAUUUA
This is a messenger RNA of Aphanomyces invadans, 1479 nucleotides long. RefSeq lists its product as hypothetical. Gene Ontology annotation, cellular component: SCF ubiquitin ligase complex. Bases 186 to 1427 code for a protein of 413 amino acids. The record is from RefSeq and is a predicted model, not a curated record. Lineage: Eukaryota; Oomycota; Saprolegniomycetes; Saprolegniales; Verrucalvaceae. Gene Ontology annotation, biological process: SCF-dependent proteasomal ubiquitin-dependent protein catabolic process. The transcript is spliced from 5 exons. Gene Ontology annotation, molecular function: protein binding.